UAUCAUUAUGGCUAUCGCUUACCAGAAGAAGAUAAGCAUUUAUUUGAUUCAUUACACUGUUUUCAGUGCAGCACAUGCGGGAAAAGUUUCAAUCGCUCUUCAACGCUAAACACACAUGUACGGAUCCAUCUGGACAUGGUUUUAGGUAUGAAACCUUACGUUUGCGAGGUAUGCGGGAAAGCAUUUCAUCAAAAUGGAAAUUACAGAAAUCACCGGAUGACACACGAUGACGAGAAGCGAUAUCAAUGUCAGAUUUGCAAAAAGGGUUUCCACCAGCCGUACAACCUUUCGUUCCACAUGCACACCCACACAAAGGAUAAACCUUUUAGAUGCUCUGUUUGCGACAAAGGCUUCUGUCGCAACUUUGACUUGAAGAAGCAUGCGCGUCGAAUGCAUACUUUGUUCUGA
Messenger RNA from Cylicostephanus goldi, 408 nucleotides. NCBI's taxonomy places the organism in Eukaryota, Metazoa, Nematoda, Chromadorea, Rhabditida, Strongylidae. The record is from the annotation of a GenBank genome assembly.